This is a messenger RNA of Gadus macrocephalus (Pacific cod), 4141 nucleotides long. It is a transcript of the gene satb1b, whose product is annotated as SATB homeobox 1b. Gene Ontology annotation, molecular function: DNA-binding transcription factor activity, RNA polymerase II-specific; RNA polymerase II cis-regulatory region sequence-specific DNA binding. The transcript is spliced from 8 exons. Gene Ontology annotation, biological process: chromatin remodeling; regulation of transcription by RNA polymerase II. Lineage: Eukaryota; Metazoa; Chordata; Actinopteri; Gadiformes; Gadidae. The coding region runs from base 45 to 2219 and encodes 724 amino acids. The record is from RefSeq and is a predicted model, not a curated record.
GUGUGUGUGUGUGUGUGUGUGUGUGUGUGUGCUUGUCUGCAGGCAUGCGCCAGCCCUCCCAGCUCGAAGGGUACCUGGGGACCUGUGUUCUCCGAGAGAGCCCACGGGCCAACGUGCUAGCGGAGAUGGACGGUCUGUCAGACCUCUCCCCGCCGGGAUCCAACCACAGCGGCGGGCACAACCACAACCACCACCACAACCACCUGGGCUUCACCCAGCAGCAGCAGCCCAUCCCGGGCAGCACCGCCGAGCAGACGCCCUCGUCUCCGGUGCCCCCGCUGGCCCACGGGCCCUCGCCCCACAGCGGUGGCGGCGGUGGCGGUGUAGGUGGCGGCGGCGGCGGCGGCGGCGGAGGUGGUGGCUGCGGGCAGCCCGGCGGUCGCCAGCAGCAGCCCCCUCCCCAGAUCCCCCCCGGCCUCCACCACCCGGGGCUGGUGUCCACUCCCAUCAGCCCCCAGCUGGUGAACCAGCAGCUGGUGAUGGCCCAGAUCCUCAACCAGCAGUACGCCGUGAACCGUCUCCUGGCGCAGCAGUCGCUGUCCCAGCAGUACCUCAACCACCCGCCCGUCAACCGCGCCUCGCUCAGCAAGCCCAUGGACCCCCAGCUGGGCUCCAACGCCGAGGUCUCCAUGGAGAUCUACCAGUGGGUGCGGGACGAGCUGAAGAGGGCGGGCAUCUCGCAGGCGGUCUUCGCGCGCGUGGCCUUCAACAGGACGCAGGGUCUGCUGUCUGAGAUCCUGCGUAAGGAGGAGGACCCCAAGACGGCCUCCCAGUCACUGCUGGUCAACCUGCGCGCCAUGCAGAACUUCCUGCAGCUGCCCGAGGCCGAGCGAGACCGCAUCUACCAGGACGAGCGCGAGCGCAGCCUGACCGCCGCCUCCGCCAUGGGCCCCGCCCCCCUCAUCACCACGCCGACCAGCCGCGCCGUACAGCCCCGGCGGGAGGACUGCAGCAACGUCAGACCUGAGGAUUGGAGUCCCAGAAUCCCCGUGGGCAUCUCCCCUGUGAAGCCUUCCCAGCUGCCCAGCGAGUGGAACGGCAAGACAGAGAGCUGCAUCCUGAACAUCAGCUCCAGCAUCUACGAGGAGAUCCAGCAGGAGAUGAAGAGGGCCAAGGUGUCUCAGGCCCUGUUCGCCAAGGUGGCUGCCUCCAAGAGCCAGGGCUGGCUGUGCGAGCUGCUGCGCUGGAAGGAGGAGCCGUCCCCGGAGAACCGCACGCUGUGGGAGAACCUGUCCAUGAUCCGCCGCUUCCUCAGCCUGGCGCAGGGGGAGCGCGACGCCAUCUACGAGCAGGAGAGCACUGCCGGCCAGCAGCAGCAGCAGCAGCAGCACCACGCCGAGAGACCCCCGCACAUGAUCCACGUGUCCACCGACCCCCUGCAGACCGCUACUCUGAUGUUCAUGUCCACAGACCCGCAUCAGACCCAGCCGCCCCAGUCCCAGCAGAACCACCAGAACCAUCAGUCCUCCCUCUCCCUCCAGCAUCCCUCCCAGCCCCUGCUGUCCCAGCAGCCCUUGCAGCAGCACCACCACCAACACCACCACCAUCCCCACCACCACCACCACCAGCAGCAGCAGCAUCAGCAGCCGCUGCAGCAGCAGCAGCUGCACCAACCGGCCGCUGCCGGGCCCCGCCUGCCCCCCCGCCACCCCUCCACCGCUUCCCCCGCCGAGACGGGCGAGGAGGGCGGCGGCGGCGGGGUGGAGGCGGGCCACCGCGCCGGCGCCAUCAAGCUGCGCACGGGGGGCAAGAUCUCCCUGGAGGCGCUGGGCAUCCUGCAGAGCUUCAUCCAGGACGUGGGGCUCUACCCCGACGAGGAGGCCAUCCACACGCUGUCGGCCCAGCUGGACCUGCCCAAGCUCACCAUCAUCAAGUUCUUCCAGAACCAGCGCUUCUACGUCAACCACCCGGCCAAGACGCCCAAGGAGCCCAACAACAACAACAACAACAACAACAACAAUGGCGGCGGCGGCGGCGGCAACGCCAUCGCCGGGGGCAACGCCAGCAGCAGCGGGGGCAGCAGCCGCAGCAGCGGGAGCAGCCCGGCGCUGGAGGAGGAUCUGUCGGACUUCCGGGAGGCGGGAGGAGCCCUGCUGAAGGAGAUGGAGGAGGAUGGCACGCAGACCGGCAACACCAUCUUCUCCAUCAAGAUGGAGGAGCAGCUGGGCCGCGCAGCCGACGUCCCGGCCGAGUCAGGACACCCGGAGGUCAAGGAGUAGCGGGGUGCCGGUUGGGGGGGGGGGGGGGGGGGAUGCCGGGACUAUGGACUGGGCACGAGCGCCCCGCGGACUGGUUCUGUAGGAAGGUGAAUGCUUUGGCUGGCGUUCCUCACACUCACACACACACACACACACUCAUAAACACACACACACACAUGCGCACACACUGCGAUGGUCGAGUUUUAUUAAAUACAGCUUGUGGACUUGAGAUGAGAUUGUACACCUGACAGGCGACAUGUUACACAGACACACACACACACACACAUGCACACACAUGCACACACACACACACACACACACACGCACACACACACGCACGCACGCGCACACACACACACACACACACACACACACACACACACACACACACACACACACACACACACACACACCCAUUCCAGACUCAGUAAUACGCCGAGUAUUGCUUUUUGGAUUUUGUAAACUUGUAUUAUUCACUGUAUAGACUGAUGCAUCAUUUAAGUAAUCUGCACAAAAAAUUAUUCCAAGUAUGUUGCCGUGGAUAUUUGCUGACUGCACUUGAUGUCUGUUUAAUUUUACACUGAAUUCAUUAGUUUUAUUUUUUUUGUUUUUUUUUUGGAACUACUGAUUAUAUUUAGUAAUAAUAAUGAAAAAAAGAAUCCCCUGGAGUUUGCUAGAACUUUGAUAGGUGUUUUACGUAAGUGAUGUUCAAGUGUUUUUUUAAACUAGCGUUUCAAUCAUGGACCAAGUGGUUGACAAUGCCUUAAUCACAAGGUGCAGCGUCGAAAACCUGCUGGCAAAUUAGCGAAUUGAAAAAGAUAAACAACUAAAAAGUGAUUGAACUUUAAACCCUCAGGCAAACCUGGCCAGGUGAGUCCUGAGAGCAGCUCAGUCGCAGAACAAUAUUAUUUGUUAGGGAAGAAAUAUAAAUAUAUAUAUAGACAUAUAUUGUAACUGUAAAAAAAAAUACAGUUUUAAAGAAACUAUGCCAACUAAUGCCUUGUAGUAUAUGGCACUGCCGAUGUUCGGAUUAUUUUGCGAAAAACCUUUGUCACUGUAACUUUCUGCAUCGCCAGUUAGAAAUGUGAAAUAAAAAAAAGUUUUUUGUUCACCUUCAUUAUUUAUUUAACGUUCAUGCAGUGUUGCUGAUGUAAUUACUUUUUUUUCAGACUUGUUACGUUACACAACGCUUUUUAAAGAUGUUUUAAUUUCACCAAUAUUUUCUUUUCUAUUUAUAAGUGUGAUUUUUAAAUGGGCAGUAAAAACAAAGUGUCUUAACGUUUUAAGUGGAGAAAAUGUGCUUUAAAGGUUGCCUAUGAAAACAGUGCUGUAUGUCGAGCAACUCAUGCUACACGCUUCACAAUUAAUGUUGUAUGCAAUUUUUACUAUCAUGCAAAUAAGCUUAGGUAAGCGACUAACCUAUAGGACACCAUAGAGAGAAAAAAACAUAUGCAAUCUGUGUGAAAAAUCGAUGUCUGCGAUGUGUCUUCCUUUUUGGUUAACAAUCUGAUUUAAAAUCUAUUCCUGUAUAAAUAUUCUGUAUAAAAUGUGUUUUCUUUUUUUCUUUUCUUUUUUAUGAGUUUAAGAACACCAGUUAUUUUGUUACGACAGUUUUUUAAGUGUUCCCGGACUCAUUUAUGCAGGAGCACUCAAACUACGAGUGGUGAUUUGAUUGUUAAUUACACAAUUUAAAAAUGUUUGUAUUGUACCACAGAAAAUCUUUGGCAUUAACUGAACCAUAGUCUUUCAGACAGGAAGCAGGCGUUCACCUUUCUGGAAGAAGAGAAAAUACAAAAUGGACGCCCCGUUGUUUUGCAAAGUAAUGCUGAGAGAGCGAGGUUCAAUCCAGUAACGGAGUCAUUGAAUUGCAAUCACUGGACACACCUGUAUUUGUAAUAACUGUAAAUACCACAUCUAAUAAAUCAUUAAUUGUUUAUUGUAAA